UUCAUUUUUUCCGCGAUUGUGUGCCUGGGAGCGCGGCUUGGGAGGCACUUUGUCUGCGCGAAAUUUUCGUUCUUCUCACGUAAGGGAAAAUCUUUCCCCGCGGCGGCCGUUGUUGCCCCGUAGCAGGAAACGUGUGGAUGCUUUUCGUUUGACAGCUUUGCCGCUGCCGUCGCUUUUUUCGCGAGUCUCCCUGCGCGGACACGUCCUUCCCACUUCGUUAAGGCGGCCGGCAUCGCGUUCCCACUGUUUUUCAGAAGUCCGUUUUCUCCCUUUCGUCCAGACGCCCUCGUUUUUCUCCCGGCAUUUUCCUGUCCUUCUGUUGCUGACGGGUCGCGAGCCGCCUCCGACCCUCCCCACACCUCGUUUCCUCGUUUUCAGCUCUUCGUUUCCGUCCUCUUGUCUCACUGUAAACCUCUCUCGCUUUUCUGUCCGUCUUCCUCCGCGUCCGUCGAUCUGUCCCUUCUUCCGUCUUUUUCCCGAGGCGACAUUUCUGCGUUCCACCCCCCCUGCGCGAGUCUGUGAGAGUCGCCGCACUCUCUCCCCGUCGAGUGUCCGUUCUUCCCCGUCCCGCGUCUGCUCUCUCCGGAAAAGACAAAAUUGUUCACCAUGGAGGCGAGAGACGGCACGUCGUCCCAAGGGGCGACCGGCGCAGCAGUUCCGAAAGCCGAUUUGGGAGACUGCAGAUUCUACGAGGAACGCUUCCCCGACGUCGAAGAUUUAGUUAUGGUCAAAGUCAACCGCAUUGCCGACCUCGGCGCCUACGUCAGCCUUCUCGAGUACAACAACAUGGAAGGCAUGAUUCUCAUGAGUGAACUGAGCAAACGGCGGUUCCGCAGUGUAAACAAACUGAUCCGCGUGGGACGCCACGAGGUCGUCAUGGUUCUCCGCGUCGAUCCCAAGAAGGGAUACAUCGAUUUGAGCAAGAGACGUGUGAGCCCCGAGGAUAUCGUCAAGUGUGAGGAGAAGUUCAGCAAGUCCAAGAAAGUGCACCAGACCGUUCGCCAUGCCGCCCAGAAACACGGGAUGAAGGUCGACGAUUUGAACCGCUCCGUUAUUUGGCCGCUGUACCGGAAGUAUGGACACGCUCUCGACGCGUUGAAGGAAGCGGCGAUGCGCCCCGAUGAAGUCUUCGCAGGCUUGGAAGUAGAUGAGGAGGUGCGCAAGUCGCUCAUCCAAGAUAUUCAACUUCGCCUUGCUCCCCAAGCCUUGAAGCUCCGAGCACGCGUGGACGUCUGGUGUUUCGGCAAGCAGGGGAUCGACGCGGUCAAGGCAGCCCUCCAAGCAGGACAGGAAGUUGGAGACGACGAGGUCACCAUCAACAUCAAACUCAUUGCUCCGCCUCAGUACGUCGUGGUCACUUCCUGCUAUGACAAGGAACUCGGCAUGCGAAAAAUCGAGCAGGCCAUGAAAGCCAUCAGCGACAAAAUCAAGAGCUUCAGUGGAGGUGACUUCAAGCAACAAGGCGAGAUCGUUGUCAUGGGUGGCGACGAGGAGAAACGGUUGGAGGAACUUCUGGAAGAGGCAAACGAGGACGACAGCAGCGACGACGAAGAGGAGGAAGAAGACGAGGGCAUGGGUCGCGUGGAGGACGAUAUUCCGGAAGACGAAGUGGAAGAUGAUGAGGAGGAUAACGAUGAUGGAAAUGCGUGAAAGUGAAACAGAAAUAGAGGUAUCGUGCCGCUGUCUCUCCUAGAGCGGAAAACAACUGUCGAGGCGGUGCAGACGACACGAACGCGGAUCUUUGAUCGCACGAGACGCCGAAAACGCCCAAACAUGCAGCAUCUGGGAAAAAUCGAAAGCUAGAGGGGGCUGAGAAAGCGUCGCUUUUGAGAGACGUUCUCGAAAAUGGGAGAAACAUCGAGGAACGAGACAGCAAAGAACACUUUCGAUCUCUCGCGUCUCGGUGUACAGCGUGUGGGUGCCUCUGGGCCGAGGCAGCGUCUCGGCUGAGGUGUACGGAAGCGGGGGGAAGUUUCAUGCGUUCCGUGUCUCUCUUCGAGAAACUUCGGAGUGUGCACUGAAGGGAAUGGAACAAGACCCAGGGGGAAGCUGAGGGGUGUGCAUACAGCAGAGGAGUCUCUCGGACGUGCCGGAAAAACGCGGUUUAUUCCUUUUCGUUCCGCGUAGUCUCUGGGUGCAUGCAUUUGAAGACAGCGAGAUAUGGAGCGCAGCCGUCGCGCGUGGACGUCUCUAUCGCGUGCGUUUUUCCUUCCUUUUUUGUCUAGAGUUUUUUUAAGUUCUUUUGUCUCCCCGCCUCGCUGCAUGAGAGCGCCUGUGGCGACGCCGCUCCGUUCUUCUCGAAGGCUCAGCACGGUGCCAUGCGAUUUGUCAUUCUCACACGACAGAGUGUCUUGGCUUUCGCGAGAGUCUGCGUGGUUUCUCUUCUUCAAGUGCCACCAAGAACAUGAUGCGCUUUGCUGGGUGAAUCGACUGCGAGUUUCCACAGACAAGCAUCCAUCAAAACUCACGUAUAUAUACAUAUGUAUAUAUAUAGGGAUGUAUAUGUACCGGGUUUUAUGUGUCGACCUCUGUAUACACGUGUGGGUACAAGCAUGCCUCCAAAGUCUCAAUUUCUCACUCGCGCGCGCUUUUUAAAGAAUCAGCUGCGGAAGG
Toxoplasma gondii ME49 is the source of this 2613-nucleotide messenger RNA. RefSeq names its product eukaryotic initiation factor-2, alpha subunit. Lineage: Eukaryota; Apicomplexa; Conoidasida; Eucoccidiorida; Sarcocystidae. The record is from RefSeq and is a predicted model, not a curated record. Gene Ontology annotation, cellular component: eukaryotic translation initiation factor 2B complex; eukaryotic translation initiation factor 2 complex; multi-eIF complex. Gene Ontology annotation, molecular function: ribosome binding; RNA binding; translation initiation factor activity. The transcript has 8 exons. Bases 607 to 1650 code for a protein of 347 amino acids.